This is a messenger RNA of Clarias gariepinus (North African catfish), 1291 nucleotides long. It is a transcript of the gene ilkap, whose product is annotated as integrin-linked kinase-associated serine/threonine phosphatase. The transcript has 10 exons. Bases 110 to 1147 code for a protein of 345 amino acids. The record is from RefSeq and is a predicted model, not a curated record. NCBI's taxonomy places the organism in Eukaryota, Metazoa, Chordata, Actinopteri, Siluriformes, Clariidae. Gene Ontology annotation, molecular function: protein serine/threonine phosphatase activity; cation binding. Gene Ontology annotation, biological process: protein dephosphorylation.
AUGCAAAAAAAUAAAAAAUAAAUUAAAAAAGUAAGAAUUCUUAUAAGAAGGAGAUCAGAAAAAAACUAACAAAGAAGUUUUUGCUCAGGUUGCUGUGAUAAAUAUCAAGAUGGAUUUGUUUGCAGAUCUUCCUGCUCCCACGAAUAAUACAAACUCGGGUAAAUGCAGUAAAGAUGAAGACGGCGUCCAGGACCGGGGAGAGAAGAGACACAGGGAGACGCACUCAGAUGACGAGCGGAAUGAGAUGGAAAAGAAAGUUUGUAAAGGAUUGGCUAAGCUGAAGGGCUUCGUUGCGGCACGGCGAGGCGAACGAGAGGACAUGCAGGACGCUCAUGUCAUCUUACCCAACCUCCAUACAUAUACAAAUACACUGCCUACACAUGUGUCCAGGUUGGGAUUUUUCGCUGUGUUUGAUGGUCAUGGUGGUGCUCGAGCGUCUCAGUUUGCUGCUGAACAUCUCCAUCACACACUUCUUAGCAAAUUCCCUAAAGGAGAGAUUGAUAAUCUGGAUAAACUGGUGAGGAAAUGUCUUCUCGACACGUUUCGCCACACAGAUGAGGAAUUCCUGAAGAAAGCCUCUAGCCAGAAGCCAGUAUGGAAGGACGGCUCCACGGCUACGUGCAUGUUAGUUGUGGAUGAUGAUCUGUACGUGGCCAAUCUUGGAGACAGCAGAGCAGUGCUGUGUCGCGUGGAGCACACUGAGGAUGGAGAAGAGAAGUGUGUGUGUGUGCCUCUCAGUAAAGAACACAACCCUACCAUCUAUGAAGAACGCAUGAGGAUACAGAGAGCAGGAGGAACUGUCAGAGAUGGGCGUGUGUUAGGUGUGUUAGAAGUUUCCCGCUCCAUCGGAGAUGGUCAGUAUAAACGCUGUGGUGUGAUCUCAACACCUGACCUGAGACGCUGCACUCUCAGCCCUAAAGACAAAUUUGUGAUUCUGGCAUGUGAUGGACUUUUCAAAGUCUUCUCAGCAGACGAGGCUGUUCGGUUCGUCAACAAAUUUCUAAAGGAUGAGGUGGUGGAGACUAAGGAGGGACAGACGAUGGAGGAGGGCCGAUUCGAAGCUGCGUGUCAGAAACUAGCUAGCGAGGCUGUGAGGCGAGGCUGUGCGGACAAUGUCACGGUCAUCCUGAUCUCCAUCGACUUCUGACACAUUUCUCUCUCACACUCGCACACACCAGAUGAGUGUGUAGGCUUCCUUUGGCAUUUUCAUCAUUCUCAAGUGGACAUUUCUAAAAGACCUUCUAACAAAGAGUGUGGGGGUUUUGAGGCAAAUAAAAAUCUUAUCAUCAGA